AUGAGAACGAACGGUUCCAAGGCUCCGAACGGCGAAAGCCAUGUCGAAGAGUUCGACGUCGUGGUCGUCGGUGCCGGAUUUGGUGGCAUCUACCUGCUGUACCACCUCCGCCGACUGGGGUACAAGAUCAAAGUGCUGGAGGCGGGAAAAGACCUGGGAGGGGUGUGGUGGGCAAACUCGUACCCGGGAGCCCGCGUCGACACGUACUGGCCACUGUACGAGUUCUCGGCCAAAGAGCUCUGGGAGGGAUGGACCUGGACCGAACGAUUCCCUGGCCGCGACGAGUUGUGUCGGUAUUUCGCCCACGUCGACGAGAAGUGGGACGUCAAGAAGGACAUCACCUUCGAACAGACCGUGACUAAAGCCUAUUACGACCAGGACCAGAAUCAGUGGACCGUCGUCACGCACACGGGCUACGUCGCAAAAAGCCAGUUCCUCCUUCUGGCGACCGGAUUUGCCGCAAAGCAUUAUGUGCCGCCACUCAAAGGUCUCGAAUCAUUUCAGGGUGUCUGCCACCACACCGCCCUCUGGCCGAAGGAGGGUCUCGACCUGGAAGGGAAGAGGGUGGGCAUCAUAGGGACCGGAGCCAGUGGCGUCCAGGUCAUUCAGGAGAUCGGCCCUGUGGUGAAGCACCUCACCGUGUUUCAGCGAACGGCCAAUAACGCCUUGCCGAUGAGACAGGAGCGUUACGACGAAGGCGGCAUCCAAGUACAAGAGCAGAUGAAGCAAGGCUACGAAGAUCUGUUUAACAAGGUCAUGUCGACCUACGCGGGAUGGGAUUAUGACGGGCUCGAUCAGGAUUCGAGCGACGCGACGCCUGAAGAACGGGUCUCCCACCUCGAGUCCCUCUGGGCCAAGGGAGGGUUCCACAUGUGGCUGGGCAACUACAGGGACCUCUUGCUCAAUGCCGAUUUUAACAAUUCCGUCUACGGAUUCUGGCGUGACAAGGUGCGCGAAAGGCUGGUCAACGUCGAUCCCAACACGGUCGAGAGCCUGGCACCGUGGGAGCCGGAAAAUCCCUUCGGGACCAAACGGCCGUCCCUGGAGCAAAACUACUACGAGGUCUACACCCAACCGAAUGUGAACCUCUACAAUCUCAGAAAGACAAAGAUAGCGGAGAUCACCCCCCACGGCGUCAAGAUGGAGUCGGGCGAGCAGAUCGAGCUAGACGUGCUGAUCCUCGCCACCGGGUUCGACGCCGUCACGGGCAGUCUGCUCAAGAUCGAUCUCCAGGGCGUGGACGGAGUCAAGCUGUCGGACAAAUGGGCGCGCGGGGCGUACACCUCGUUCGGGAUGGCUACGGCUGGGUUUCCCAACAUGUUCUUCAUGUACGGACCGCAGGGGCCGACGGCGUUUGCCAUCGGUCCUCGCAUCGCAGAGGCACAGGGUGAUUGGAUCAUCUCGUGUCUGGAGGAUUUGAAGCGUCGUCACGGGCGUCGGAUCGAAGCCCUUGCGGCUGCCUAG
This is a messenger RNA of Fonsecaea nubica, 1464 nucleotides long. RefSeq lists its product as hypothetical. Gene Ontology annotation, molecular function: N,N-dimethylaniline monooxygenase activity; NADP binding; flavin adenine dinucleotide binding. The transcript has a single exon. Bases 1 to 1464 code for a protein of 487 amino acids. Lineage: Eukaryota; Fungi; Ascomycota; Eurotiomycetes; Chaetothyriales; Herpotrichiellaceae. The record is from RefSeq and is a predicted model, not a curated record.